This is a messenger RNA of Penicillium manginii, 3477 nucleotides long. RefSeq lists its product as uncharacterized. The coding region runs from base 1 to 3477 and encodes 1158 amino acids. Gene Ontology annotation, cellular component: kinesin complex. Gene Ontology annotation, molecular function: protein binding. The transcript has 9 exons. NCBI's taxonomy places the organism in Eukaryota, Fungi, Ascomycota, Eurotiomycetes, Eurotiales, Aspergillaceae. The record is from RefSeq and is a predicted model, not a curated record.
AUGGCUAGCCAGAAAAAGUCGCACGUCUUCCGGGUGACAGGUCUGUCGAGGGAACUGCCUGAUGGGGAUCUCAAGACCGAUGGGAAUCUCAGGACAGCACUGCAGGAGGCACUCGACGACAACUUCACCGAUGACGAGAGAUCGCAAAUCGCUGAGAUCACAAUCGUGCCUUCAUGCUAUGAAAGUGACAAAGAGAGGGUGGCGCUGGUGAAAUUUCGCGGUGGAGUGCCUCACUUCCUUCAUGAGCUGAGAGUCGACCCCCUCAGAGACUGGCAGGUUGAGAUGGGAGACGAUGACAUUAACUUUGACUGCCACUUCUUCGGAUUCACCCAGCUCUACGCGCCGGACGAUAGUGAGCCUGUGGUUGCGGAUAUCAUGGCGAUCGCCGGACUGGAUGGACAUGCGUACGGAUCGUGGCAGGGCAGAGGGAAUCUCGGUCGGAUGUGGCUUCGUGACUUCCUGUCGAAAGAUCUGCCGCAGUGUCGCACAAUGAUCUACGGGUACAACUCCAAGCUGUCGAGUCACGGUGUCGACACGAUCCUCGACUACGGGCGGGAACUGAUGGAGGAGAUCAAGAAAAUCCGGAACACCAAGGAGCUCCAGCAGAGACCUCUGAUUUUCAUCGCGCACAGCUUUGGAGGCAUUAUCAUGGCUCACUGCCUGGUGAGGGCUGUCCAGACAAUGGAGGAAGACCAUCCGGCGAUUACGUCGCUGCAUCGAGCCACGUACGGCAUGAUCCUCUUUGCCAUUCCACAUAAAGGAUUAGUGAUGGACGAUAUCCAGCAGAUGCUCGCAGGGGAUCAGAGCCAUCCGCGAGAGCAACUACUGCGACAGAUUUCUAGCAACUCGGAUACCCUGAUCCAUCAACUGGCCGACUUUAAAAAUCUGAUCCGGGACCGCAAAGUGGUCAGCUUCUAUGAGACAGAGCAGACGAGGCGGUUGGCAUUGGACUCGGAAAGCGGACGAUGGAAUCGCACCGGGGAUUUUAUGACGACGGUUGGCGCAGACUCGGCUCUUCUUCAGCUCCCCGACCAUGUCGAGGACAAGGUGCCGCUGCAUGCAGAUCACUCGAUGGUGGUCAAAUUCGACUCACGCAACGCAGCCGGGUAUCGAACGGCGCUCGAUAAAUUGCGCCAGUUCUCAAAUGACGCGCCGUCAGUGGUGGCGGCUCGGUUCGGUGAGUUACCCAAAGAUAGAACCAUAGCAUCUCACCAAUCUAAAGACCCCGACAAACGCAAUGUACAUUACGAACGCACUAUGUCUUCCAUAUCGUUCGGCAGCAAUAAUCUGGGGAACCAGGUUGGGAUAAAUUAUGGAGUGAUCCAUCUGCCUUCAGGUAGAAACACCCUAACACCGGCGCGUCCGAAGCCUGCGCCGUGCUCCACGGUGCCUUUUAAGAAGGACCCGAUGUUUGUGGGCCGUGAAACCGUGAUCAGCGCGAUCAGGGAAAAGCAUGGGGCGAUUGGCCAGCGUCAUGACCGGGUGGCAUUGGUAGGAUUGGGCGGCGUCGGAAAAACCCAGACAGCCAUCGAGUAUUCCUACCGCGCGCGAGAAUCUACACCGGACACGUGGGUGUUUUGGAUCCAUGCCAGCAAUGCGGCGCGGUUGGAACAGGGCUACCAAGAGAUUGCCGCAGUGGCGGAGAUUCCAGGACUGGACGAUCCGAAGAUGAACAUCCUCCAGCUCGUGUAUCGGUGGCUGUGUGAUCCAGGCAAUGGGCGCUGGCUGAUGGUGUUAGACAAUGCGGAUGACGAUAGUAUCUUUUUCCGUGGUAAUACAUCCAAUGAAAGAGGGCCACUGGUGAGCUUCCUGCCGCAGGCCGCGCAUGGAUCCAUCCUGAUCACAUCGCGGAACGGUCGUGCGGCGCGGAAUCUGAGUCCCUGGCCCUGUUACGGGCAAGGAUCCCGGCCCCCCCAAUUUGGAGAGUGUGAAGAGUCUGGAGAGGAUGAAAAGGCACUGGUCCAGGCCCUGGAAUAUAUCCCACUGGCAAUCACUCAGGCGGGGGCCUAUAUUUCCAACCGGUUGCCCCUGGUCACCGUCUCCGCAUACCUUCGACUUUUCCAUGAAAGCGAGUCGAAGCGGACGCGGCUUCUCCAGAAUGAGGAUUCCCCGGAUCUCCGGCGCGAUCCCAGCAUUCGGAAUGCGGUGAUCACCACGUGGCAGCUAUCAUUCGAGCAGAUCCGUCAGGAGCGGACCGCAGCGACCGAUCUUCUGGCGUUGAUGAGCAUGUUUGAUCGGCAGGGAAUCCCCGAAGAUCUGGUGCGCGACUCGGAUUCAGACGAACUGGACUUUCACGAUGCAUUGGCGCCGCUGCUCAGCUAUUCUCUGAUCCGACUGGAAAUGAACGAACGAUUAUUUGACAUGCACCGCCUAGUGCAACUAUCGGUUCGGGCGUGGCUGGGCAUGCACCAGCAGCUCCACGGCUGGCAGGCCAAAUCACGAGGGAUCAUGGCACGGAUGUUUCCCGAUGGCAAGUACGAAACCUGGACACAAUGUCGAUCGCUCCUUGCGCAUGCCAAAAGUGUGCUGAAAUCUAUAUAUGACGUAGAUGAUGAAGAUUUAUUAAAUGUCGCCACCCUCUCAUCUAAUUGUGGGUGGUUUCUAGAUCUUCAAGGAGUUCAUGAAGAGGCAGGAUCGAUGCAUCGACGGGCGUUGAAAGCACGAGAGAAGGUGCUUGGACGCGAGCAUCCCUCCACGCUCACCAGUGUCGAUAACCUUGGCUUAGUACUCUCCAGCCAAGGGAAAUAUGAAGAGGCGGAAGCGAUGCAUCGACGGGCAUUGAAAGCACGAGAGAAAGUGCUUGGACACGAGCAUCCCUCCACGCUCAUCAGUGUCGAUAACCUUGGCUUAGUACUCUCCAGCCAAGGAAAAUAUGAAGAGGCGGAAGCGAUGCAUCGACGGGCGUUGGAAGGGAGUGAGAAGGUGCUUGGACCCGAGCAUCCUGACACGCUUGGCAUUGUCAAUGACCUUGGCUUAGUGCUUGAAAGACAAGGGAAAUAUGAAGAGGCAGGAUCGAUGCAUCGACGGGCGUUGAAAGCACGAGAGAAAGUGCUUGGACGCGAGCAUCCUGACACGCUCACUAGUGUCGGUAACCUUGGCGUAGUACUCUCCAGCCAAGGGAAAUAUGAAGAGGCGGAAGCGAUGCAUCGACGGGCGUUGGAAACACGGGAGGAGGUGCUUGGACACGAGCAUCCUCACACGCUCAUCAGUGUCAGUGACCUUGGCUUAGUACUCUCCAGCCAAGGGAAAUAUGAAGAGGCGGAAGUGAUGCAUCGACGGGCGUUGGAAGCACGAGAGAAGAUGCUUGGACGCGAGCAUCCCUCCACGCUCAACAGUGUCACUCACCUUGGUCACGUGCUCUCCAAUCAAGGGAAAUAUGAAGAGGCGGAAGCAAUGCAUCGACGGGCGUUGGAAGCACAAGAGAAGGUGCUUGGGCGCGAGCAUUUCAGAACUGCGACCAGUCUUGAUGUUCUUUAG